Molecule: messenger RNA, 227 nt
Organism: Strongylus vulgaris
Lineage: Eukaryota; Metazoa; Nematoda; Chromadorea; Rhabditida; Strongylidae
Source: the annotation of a GenBank genome assembly
AUGGCUCCUCGGCCCGAUUUCGCCCUUCAAAGAGGAGGGGCGGGGCCUAAUCGUGGCUCUGAUGCUUCCAAAAAGAGUACGGUUCUCGCUGUGCCAGCAUUCAUAGAUCCAACUGCGGUGGAUGACGAUGAGGAUAGAAAACAUGUUUACAAACCAUCUACCAUCGAAAAGAUUAUCAAUAUAGCGUUAUGCAGGUGGGUCAGAGCGCAGACAACUAGAGAAUAAAU